This is a messenger RNA of Cyprinodon tularosa, 4687 nucleotides long. RefSeq names its product ADAM metallopeptidase domain 12b (gene adam12b). The record is from RefSeq and is a predicted model, not a curated record. Gene Ontology annotation, biological process: proteolysis. Bases 333 to 3266 code for a protein of 977 amino acids. NCBI's taxonomy places the organism in Eukaryota, Metazoa, Chordata, Actinopteri, Cyprinodontiformes, Cyprinodontidae. The transcript has 23 exons. Gene Ontology annotation, molecular function: metalloendopeptidase activity.
AGUCAGGAGCGCACAUGGCAUAGUGUUGCUGCUCCAUCAGGUCCGCUGCUUCACCUUCUUCUCUAUCAUCUCUCCACUCAUCUGCGCGUUCAAACUCAACCAUUUAAGAAGAGACAAAAAGGCAGAAGAAAAACAGAUGAUCUUGUUUGUUUAUCCAUAUUUUUGCGCACUCUGCAGUCUGAAAUAUGUUUCCCGUAGUAAGGAAAAGUUUAUGACAACCAGCUGCAUCUCAUUGAAGUCCCCUCCCUCUUAAAUAAACUGCUCUAACCUGGAUAUAACCCAUCGCUGUGUGAUCGGAGGAUUCCUGCCUCUUUUUCAUCCCAGCAGGCGUGAUGAGAGGCUGGAGACGCCGGAGGAACUUUUCCUUUCUGCGCUUUGCGCUCCACCUCUGGUAUCUCUCCACAGCCCUGGGGAAUCUCACAGACCAGGAUUUCAGCCGACAGGAUGGAAGUACUCCAGACAAGGCUACGCAGCAGGAGGAUGCAGCCAGACCACGUCGCCAUGAGACCACAGUACCUCUGAUGCUGAAGGGCAAAGAGCGUAGACCUCUCAGCCAGCUCACCCCUGGGACUUAUCCUGCGUCACUCCAGGUGGCGGUGUUUGCAGAGGGUGAAGAGCUGAUCCUGUUACUGGAAAAGAAUGAGGGUCUUUUUGCAAGCCACUACACUGAGACGCAUUACAGGGAGGAUGGAAGUGCAAUCACUGGUACUCACAACUUCACGAACAACUGCUACUACCACGGAGAAGUGCAGGAGUAUCCAAACUCUGAUGUAACCCUCAGUGCCUGCUUGGGCCUUCGAGGCUUCAUUGCACUUGAAAACAAGGCAUUUGUUAUUGAGCCUGUAUCUGGCAGUGACGCUCGGGCCCACUUCAUUUAUCGAGCGGAAGAGCUCAAAGUGACCCCUGGAGCCUGUGGCCAUGGCUUUAAUUUGUCCUCUGUUACCCCUGAAACCUACAUCAAAAGCCCUUUUCAGUCUUUUCACACAAGGCAUAAAAGGAAUGCUCAAAAGACAACCAAAUACGUGGAGCUGAUAAUCGUUGCAGACAACAGAGAGUUUCAGAAACAGGGAAGAGACCUGGAGAAAGUCAAACAACGGCUGGCAGAGAUAGCCAAUUAUGUGGACAAGUUUUACAGGGCCCUCAACAUCAGGGUGGCUCUGGUUGGUCUGGAGGUAUGGAGCGACUCCGAUAAAUGCCCCAUCACUCAAGAUCCCUUCAACACCUUGCAUGAGUUCCUAGACUGGAGGAAGGUGAAACUGUUGCCCCAGAAACCUCAUGACAACGCCCAGCUCAUAAGCGGAGUUUAUUUCCAGGGCACCACCAUCGGAAUGGCCCCCAUUAUGAGCAUGUGCACAGUGGAGCAGUCUGGAGGCAUUGUCAUGGAUCACUCUGAGAACCCACUGGGUGCAGCUGUAACUUUGGCACAUGAACUCGGACACAAUUUUGGCAUGAAUCAUGACACCCCAGAGCGCGGCUGUGGCUGUAGAAUGACAGUGGAUCGUGGAGGCUGCAUCAUGACACCAUCCACAGGAUAUCCGUUUCCUACAGUGUUCAGCACCUGCAGCAAGAAGGACCUUGCAGCCAGUCUUGAGAAAGGUGUGGGGAUGUGUUUGUACAACAUGCCAGAGGUCAAGGUGCUUUAUGGAGGACAGAAGUGUGGCAAUGGCUACGUAGAGGAGGGAGAGGAGUGUGACUGUGGGGAGCCAGAGGAAUGCAUGAACCCCUGCUGUAACGCCACCACAUGCACCCUCAAGGGAGAUGCAGUGUGUGCCCAUGGGCAAUGCUGUGAUGAUUGCAAGCUCAAACUGGCUGGCACCAUGUGCCGAGAGUCCAGCAACUCAUGUGAUCUGCCUGAGUUCUGUACUGGCUCCAGUCCUCACUGCCCAGCCAAUGUUUAUCUCCAUGAUGGACACGCUUGCCACAACGUUGACGGCUAUUGCUACAAUGGCAUCUGCCAGACUCACGAACAACAGUGCAUCACCUUGUGGGGACCAGGAGCUAAGCCUGCUCCUGGGAUCUGCUUUGAGAGAGUCAACUCUGCAGGAGAUCCUUAUGGGAACUGUGGGAAGGACUCCAAAGGUUCAUUUGCCAAAUGUGAUGCAAGGGAUGCUAAGUGUGGUAAAAUCCAGUGCCAGGGUGGAGCCAACAGACCAGUGAUCGGUACAAACGCUGUCUCCAUUGAAACCAAUAUCCCACUACAGGAAGGGGGGCGUAUUCUAUGUCGAGGGACACAUGUGUACCUGGGGGAUGACAUGCCAGACCCUGGGCUUGUUCUGGCUGGAACAAAGUGUGGAGACAGCAUGGUGUGCUUGAACCGGCAGUGCCAGAAUGUCAGUGUCUUUGGCGUGCUCGAGUGCUCAGGGAAGUGCAAUGGACGAGGGGUAUGCAACAACAAGAAGAACUGCCACUGUGAAGCCCAGUGGGCUCCUCCGUUCUGCGAGAAACCAGGCUUCGGAGGGAGCAUUGACAGUGGGCCAAUGAGGCUGGCAGAUGUGCGUGUGUGUGUAUUAAUGUGCGUGUUGUCGUAUAUGGCAUCAGCCGACAGUGUGCUCAUUACUGUGGCGAUCCUGGUCACCCUGGUUAGCCUCCUGGCAGCCACAGUGAUCGUCUUCCUGAAGAGGAAAGCUCUGCUAGGACUCUUCUUCAGCAACAAGAAGCGCACCUUGGAGAAACUCAGAUCUGUGGAGGCAACCAGGCCAACUAGUCCCAUCAGGACUGAGUCCAGGUACAGACCCACACCACAACGCAGGCCUCCACCCAAACCUUCUGCGGCCAAUGUUUGUAAGCCUUCUUUCCUGAGUGCAGAGCCUCUCCUCCCUCCUCACAACUUCCACUCCCACAGUCUGCGCAGACUCCCUCUCUACCAGCCUCUGCACAUCAGCCAGCCCAUGCCGGUGUCUCUAAGCGUGGGCCAGCCCAACCUGCCUCCUCUGCCCACUCACAACCAUAGAGUCCUGGCCGCUCGCUCACCGGCCUCACCGCCUCGAGUGCCACCGUUUCUAAGCCUGCCACGCAAGCAGUCUUUGUAUAGAGUGGAGCAGGACUUUGAGAAGCCCAGUCCACCACAGAAACCCCUGCCUGCUGACCCGUUAGGGCGGAGCUCUCGGCGUGGUUACAGCAUCACGCCAACAGGGGUCCACAUCCCGGGGGCUGGAGCCAUCCCAGUACCUAUCCCCAAGGUUCCUAGGCCUCCACCAACUAUACCCUUACCCAACAGACCUGUGCCAGCGUUGCCCUACAGACCACCAAAGACUCAGGAAUGCUGAAAUCUUGACAUGUGGAUAAGUGGAAUAAGAAAACUACACAAAACAGAAAGGAACAACAAAAACAUUCUCGUUUUUGCACUAAUUAUUUGGACGAGAGUCUGUUGGACAUUUUGAACUACAGGAAAAGUUACUGUGCAAAGUUUAUGGAAGAACAGGGGAUGACCGUCACACCUUGGUGCUACACCUCUAAAAGGUGCUUUGCUGUCUUCACUCAGGUACUCUUGAACUAUUUAUCUAUUUAUUAUUUAACUCUUAUGAGUUUGUGCCGGAUGAAGAAUUUUCCAGAAGGAGAAUUUGAGAAGACAACAAAAAUAAGGUCAUUUUUAUGUUUUACAUUAUUUUGUGUUUUUUUUUUACUUUUUCUUUUGAUAAAUGCUGUAAUCAAAGAUUCUUUUGAAACAAUUGAUCUCUCCUGGGUGAUGGAUUUGUUGACACAUUCAAACUUGAAUGAAAAUGAAAAGAAAUGGAGACCAGCUCAGUUUAGUAGUAUUAUUUAUUUAGUUUUUCCCUUCAUGGGGUUUGCAAAACCAAAUGUAUUGUAUGUUUUUUAUUUUCUAUUUUGCUUGAAAUAUGAAGCAGUUAUGAGACCAUGCAGCUUUUAAGAUAAAAAUUGAAAAUGAUUCUUAUUGGCCCCCUAAUUUCCGUUCCCGUGCGUCAGACUGGCUCCGACGUGACCUUCCAAGCAUGUGUUGGAUACUCAACAUGAUAUCCUGAUGCCAACGAGACUGCAGAGUGUGGACAAAGUUUACUAUGUGAUAAUGUUCUAGAGAAUGCUUCUAGCCACCAAUUCAUCAGUCUUAAUGUUGGUGUUUGUAUGUUUAAUGUUCACGCUCACUUUCUUCUCCAUCCUUAUGGCCAAGAUGGUUGACCUCAGCACUGUCAGCUUUCCAAGUUCCACACAUUGGAUUACAAUAAAUAUCACCUUUUUUUUUUAAAGUUGUUUUCGAUUUGUCUUUUGAGUUUCUUGGCUGUUUUUUCCUGCAUUUAUCAUUAACUAUUGUAUCUGGUGUUGCACUUCCGGUGAAUUUUUCAGUUCAUUUAGUAGUCCACAGCAAAAAUGAUUGAAGUCUGGAACUGAUUUUUGUUUCUCUACAUGAAAAUGUGCUCUCCUCAGAAAAGUGUGAAACAGUUGAAGUGAUAGCCCACUGUUGGUAAAUAAACGUUAAAGCUGUUGGAAUUAUAUUGUUAUUGUAUGUUCAUCAAAUUGUCUGUAUAGUGUAAAUAUUUAGUAUGUAACCAUUUUCCCUCCACUUGGUCUGUUUGUCUUUUAUUCACAAGCACAGAAACAUAAGAACUGCUCUGAGGCUGUGCCCCGUUUAUACUUCUUUUAAAUGUUUUUAAUAUUUCGGCAUUUAUAAAUAACUUUUCGGGCUGGUUGUUGAAUAAGGAGCACCAAUAAAAGAUUUUUUUUUUUGUGAGAA